Molecule: messenger RNA, 2120 nt
Organism: Andrographis paniculata
Lineage: Eukaryota; Viridiplantae; Streptophyta; Magnoliopsida; Lamiales; Acanthaceae
Exons: 14
Coding region: 36-1901 (621 amino acids)
Molecular function (GO): asparagine synthase (glutamine-hydrolyzing) activity
Source: RefSeq, a predicted model, not a curated record
GGCAGAGGGGUUUACGCGAAUUCGGAGGAGAAAAGAUGUGUGGAAUAGCGCUGAUUGUGUCUGGAAUUAGGGUUGAUUCAUCGCAGUUGGUUACGAACUGUUCCUGCCCGUCUCUGCAACUUUUACAAACGUGUUCGUAUUCAGCGGAAGACAUCGAAUCAGCUCUUCGAAGAAGAGGUCCUGACAGCGUGGGAGCUACAAGCAUUGGACUAACCUGCGGUGAACACGACGAUUGUUCUCUGCAAUCAUUUGUUCAGAUCGAAGAGGCUGUAGGGAAUGGCUGCGGGAAUGAAUUGUGUGGAGAAUUGAGGUUUUUCGGCGCAACAUUGCAGCUUAGAGGAGUGAGACCUGUUGUGCAGCCAUUGAUUGAUGCACUUGGCAAUGUCCUUGUGUAUAAUGGUGAAAUAUUCGGUGGGAUUGAUUUGAGCAGUGACAGCAAUGAUACUGAGGUUCUUAUGCAGUGUCUAGGGCAGUGCUGCUCUUGUGUUUCCCAUAUAGAAGAAUGUAGAAGUUCUUGCUGUUCUGAAGGAAGCCAAAAGUCUGUUCUGGAACUUCUUUCAGGUGUUCGGGGGCCAUGGGCUUUAAUAUAUUGGCAGGGUAGUUCGAAAACACUGUGGUUUGGUCGUGAUGCGCUUGGUAGACGGAGUCUUCUUGUUCACUGGCCAACUGAUCAUGAUCCUCGGCUAUUAUUAUCUUCAGUGUCACCAAGUUCUAUUCAGCAGCAUUACGAAACUGAUGAUGAAAAAGGUAAAAAUGGACACGAUUUCUGGGAAGAACUGCCAUGUGGCGUAUACAGUUUAUCUAUGUCCACUUUGAAAGUAGAUGAACGAAUAGUUGGCAUCGUCAAGAAGCAUGAGUGGACAGAUUCCAAACUGGUAGAAUUAAUGGCAUGGAAUAGAACUUCUAUUGAACCAGCCACGACAGAGUCUGUGCAACGUACACCAUUAGCAGCUGCUCAUAGAGUGUUGAUGGCUUUGAGAGAAUCUAUAAUGCGGCGCACUGUGUCAUAUAGAAUUUACCAGGAAUUACGAACAAGUCAUGGACAGCAGCGAUAUGGGCCUGUAGCUGUGCUAUUUUCCGGUGGUUUAGAUUCAAUGAUUAUUGCUGCAUUACUGCAUGGAUGCAUUGGUUCUAAAUAUGAAAUCGAUUUGCUUAACAUCAGUUUUGAUGGAGAGUCAGCGCCUGAUAGAAUCACUGCGAGGGAUGGACUGAAGGAGCUUACAAAAAUUGCCCCAUCGAGGAGAUGGAACCUUGUAGAAAUCGACGCAGAUUUACCGAAGUUGAAGUCUGAGAUGAAGCAUGUCAUGUCCCUAAUAAAUCCCUCCAAGACAUACAUGGAUCUGAAUAUAGGCACAGCCUUAUGGCUAGCUGCUGGAGGUGAUGGCUGGCUCUAUGAAGAAGCAAGAAUUUUCGACGGUGCACAAAACCGUAUCAAGUACAAAUCCGAGGCCCGGAUUCUUCUAGUAGGUUCUGGCGCCGAUGAACAAUGUGCUGGAUAUGGUCGGCACAAGACUAAAUUUAGAAAUAAAAGUUGGAUUGGGCUCCACGAAGAAAUGAAACUAGACAUGCAAAGAAUUUGGAAGAGGAACUUGGGGAGAGACGAUCGAUGCAUAGCCGACAAUGGCAAAGAGGCGAGGUUUCCUUUCUUGGACGAAGAUGUCAUAAGGACGCUACUCGAUAUCCCUUUAUGGGAGAUUGCAAACCUUGAUCAACCGAGUGGAGUUGGUGACAAGAAAAUUCUGCGCGAGGUUGCGCGGUUGCUCGGUCUGAAUGAAGCAGCAGCUUUGCCCAAAAGAGCAAUUCAGUUCGGAUCUAGAAUCGCGAGGGAAUCAAACAGGAAAAACUUUGGGAGCAACCGAGCUGCAAACCAAGCCUCUGCAGGAAGCGUGGUAAUUUACUGACCAUCCGAUUACCGUUUCUUAUCUUUUGAUCUAAUCUAAUUUAUACAUGUUCAUGAAACACUAGGCAGUCUUUUAGAUAUUUGCUAUUUUUGCGAGCCCUUUCAAAAAUUUUCGGCUGCUGAGAUUCAGAUGCUUUGAGAUUACUACAUUAUACAUGUCGUCUAUAUAUUGAUGUGUAGAUAAAACCUUAAUAACCAAAUGUCGAAUCCGAAAUUGCUA